Hyla sarda is the source of this 3774-nucleotide messenger RNA. RefSeq names its product potassium channel tetramerization domain containing 3 (gene KCTD3). Lineage: Eukaryota; Metazoa; Chordata; Amphibia; Anura; Hylidae. The transcript is spliced from 18 exons. Gene Ontology annotation, molecular function: protein binding. Gene Ontology annotation, biological process: protein homooligomerization. The record is from RefSeq and is a predicted model, not a curated record. Bases 268 to 2694 code for a protein of 808 amino acids.
AGCCGGCGGCGGUUGCCAUGGAGACAGCGGCGGAUGACGGGAGGCCCGGCCUGUAGUGACGCCGCCUCCUCCUUCUCCUCCUCCCAGCGCCGGAUCCCGGAGCCGCCUGACCCCCUCUCCUCCUCCCCGGUAACACCGAGGCCCGGACAUGCGGCCUGACCACCGGCCGUGCAGGAGCGGAGCCUCCCCGGAGGAGUGACACCCCCGGCCCGGGAUCAGCCGCACCGCCAGACCGCAGGGUGGGGGAGGCCGGAGGCCGCAGCAGUCAUGGCCGGCAACUGCAACAACUUCAGCCCGGGCACCGGGGAGAUCAUCCAGCUCAAUGUGGGGGGCACCAGAUUCAGCACAUCAAGACAAACCCUUAUGUGGAUCCCAGACUCUUUCUUCUCUAGCCUCCUGAGUGGAAGGAUUUCAACGCUUCGGGAUGAAACUGGAGCAAUAUUUAUCGAUCGCGAUCCGACUGCGUUUGCACCCAUACUGAAUUUUCUUCGAACAAAGGAACUGGACUUAAGAGGAGUCAGUCUGAAUGUUCUACGUCAUGAAGCUGAAUUCUAUGGAAUUACUCCGCUGGUAAGAAGACUCCUGUUAUGUGAGGAGCUGGAGCGCUCAUCGUGUGGCAGUGUGCUGUUCCAUGGCUAUUUACCUCCUCCAGCUAUUCCCAGCAGGAAGUUGACCUGCGGAGCUUCUUCAUCUACAGAGUGUAAGGUGACCCCAAGGCCAUGUGAGGUAUUGACCCAGGGGGGCGCUGCACAGCCGACACUCGCUGAAGUAGAAGGAAUUGUGAAACUUGGAAUCCCAGUGGAUCCCAGGAAAGUACUAAUAGUAGCAGGCCAUCACAACUGGAUUGUCGCUGCCUAUGCUCAUUUUGUGGUUUGCUACAGAAUAAAGGAGUCAUCUGGCUGGCAGCAGGUUUUCUCAAGCCCCUAUCUGGACUGGACAAUUGAAAGGGUGGCCCUUAAUGCAAAAGUUGUGGGAGGUCCCCAUGGUGACAAAGACAAGAUGGUGGCCAUUGCCUCGGAAUGCAGCAUCAUCCUUUGGAGCAUACAGGAUGGAAGUAGUGGAAAUGAAAUAGGUGUGUUCAAUCUCGGAGUGCCAGUGGAUGCGCUGUUCUUUAUUGGUAACCAGUUGGUGGCUACAAGCCAUACGGGAAAGGUUGGAGUGUGGAACGCUGUCACUCAGCACUGGCAGGUACAAGAUGUUGUUCCUAUAACCAGUUAUGACACGGCUGGAUCAUUUCUUCUCCUGGGAUGUAACAACGGAUCAAUCUAUUAUAUAGACAUGCAGAAAUUUCCAUUACGGAUGAAGGACAAUGAUCUUCUGGUAACAGAGUUGUACCAUGAUCCCUCCAAUGAUGCCAUCACUGCCCUGAGUGUCUACCUCACCCCUAAAACAAGUGUCAGCGGAAACUGGAUAGAGAUCGCGUACGGCACAAGUUCUGGAGCGGUCAGGGUGAUCGUGCAGCAUCCAGAGACCGUCGGCUCCGGCCCGCAGCUCUUCCAGACAUUCACUGUCCACAGGAGCCCGGUCACUAAGAUCAUGUUGUCAGAGAAACACCUAGUGUCUGUUUGUGCUGACAAUAACCAUGUCCGAACCUGGACAGUAACUCGCUUCAGAGGAAUGAUCUCUACCCAGCCGGGGUCUACUCCUCUCGCCUCCUUUAAAAUCCUGUCCCUGGAGGAGACCGAGAGCCAUGGCAGCUAUUCUUCAGGCAAUGAUAUAGGGCCUUUUGGAGAACGAGAUGACCAGCAAGUCUUUAUCCAGAAGGUGGUUCCUAUAACUAAUAAAUUGUUUGUUCGGCUUUCUUCAACUGGAAAAAGAAUCUGUGAAAUCCAAGCAGUCGACUGCACGACCAUCACGUGUUUUACCGUCCGGGAAUGUGAAGGAUCCAGCCGCAUGGGCUCCAGGCCCCGGCGCUAUCUCUUUACCGGACACUCGAAUGGAAGUAUCCAGAUGUGGGACCUGACUACUGCAAUGGAUAUGGUGACAAAGACAGAGGAUAAAGAUGUUGGAGGCCCAACAGAGGAAGAACUGCUAAAGCUACUAGACCAAUGUGACCUGAGUGCUUCCCGCUGCGCCACUCCUAAUAUCAGCCCAGCCACCUCUGUGAUUUACCAAAGUCGUCUACGUGAUUCAAGCUCCAGUUUACAACUUCAUCAUGAGACGAUACACGAAGCUCCGACGUAUGGCUCACUGAGGCCUUUCCGUGAGAGCCCCUUGUUGGCGCGAGCUCGGCGCACAGAAAGCUUCCACAGUUACCGAGAUUUUCAGGCCUUCGCCUUUAACAAAAAUAACAUUGAAAGGGCUAACCCGGAAAAUGGGACUUUCCUCUCGAAAAAUGAGACCCGACAAAGUGAUCAAGAAAACUCCUUCCCCGAUAAGAAACCCACAGCAGCUCCAAAACCAGCCAAGUCCCCGGAGAGCGCCGGUGAGUGCAGCCGCAAACCUGAGAACGCUGACGUCAGGAGGAGGAUUGUAGAAGAAGAAAGUGAACCCAAGUCUGAAGUGAAAAAGAAAAGUGGAUUCGAAGGAGCAUUUCUCAGCAGGCGGAAAGUUUCCCAAGUACCUCACUUAAGCUCCUCACCGGGUGACGCCGGAAACGAGUCAUCUGGUACUGCCUCCCCGUCUCCUACAAAGUCCUCCACUUCACCACGGCGUAAAAAAAGUGACUCCUCGUGCCAGGACUAUGCAAUAUAAUACGAUCCUCAGUGAUCUGGUCUUGCUGCACUAGUGGGUUCUACAUUGACUACUAAACUCCACCCAAAGUGUAUAAAGAGACUAGAGAGGAGUCACAAGGUGCUAUUCUCCUUGCGACAUUGACUUCUCGGCAACUACACAAACCAGGACUGGCAAAUUUUGGGUCCAUUGAGUGACUCACAAUGACUCUAGUGUCCUAUCCUGAUAUAAGGUUCUAUUUACAAGGUUUAUAUAAUUCGUCUGUAUACGCACACAUGAUAUUUCCAGCAUUACUUGGUCCCUGAUGCUCCACAGUUUUACAUACUGGUGUGCUUGUUUACAUACAUUACGUCAAUGGAUGAGGCAUGUUUAUAUAGAAGUCUAUCAGUGGAUGCAUUAUAACUCUUGUCCCAGUAACCAAUAUCCCAAGAGAAAUACGAUCAAUAGAGAAAUUGAGCAAAACGUGCAAAAUUCACAAAUUUCCUAAUACAACCUGUGUAUGGUUUCAAAAAGUAUAAUAAAGUAACUUACGAAUAUAAAGAUAUCAGCCAUAGUGCAGAUAUCUUUUCUAUCAGCUAUCCCGCCCCCUGUAAGCUGUGACGUCAAGUCACAGGCUCAGAAAGCAAGCCUGCUCCGUUCCCCCCCCCCCCCCCCUUUACCCUCCAUCCCUCUUCCCUUCCUAUCUGCACAGGACGAGAACGAUUAUUUAAAGGUGGAGGCUGAUAUUACUGCUCACCAGAUUUAUGACUCCUUGGAAAAGGCAGCUCCCUGCUGUCGUUCUCAGUCCUAGUAGUUUACGACAGAACAGGCUGCCUGCUGCCUUUUCUAAUGAGUCAUAAAUCUAAUGAGCAGUGAUACCAGCUCCCCCCUUCACAUAACUGGUUUCAUCCUUAGCAGACAGGAGGGGAAGAGGGAGCAAGGACAGGUAUUUUAUACAUUAAGAGACUGUCAUGUGACAUCACAGCUUACAAGCCAGACAGCACAGUUAAUAUGGAAGAUUUAUGGCUAAUAAGAUUUAGUUGGUUUAUUAUACUUUUUGACACCACACGCAAGUUGUUUCUUUCGCUGGACAACCCUGUUAAAGGGUUUCUCCGGUGCUUA